AUGGUGCUGACACUGAAGGCUUUGAUAUUUAUCAUACGGGUCAGACAAUAUGGAAACAUGAAUAUGGUGAAUCAUUCUCUGACAACAUUAGAAAAUAUGUUGAAGAAUGUGACAGCAUGCAAGGUUUCCAAGUUACUUUUGAUGGUACUGAUGGUUUUGCUGGGCUUGCCCUUGGCAGUAUUGAACAUUUAUGCGAUUAUUAUUCUAAACCAAUUU
Molecule: messenger RNA, 216 nt
Organism: Iphiclides podalirius (scarce swallowtail)
Lineage: Eukaryota; Metazoa; Arthropoda; Insecta; Lepidoptera; Papilionidae
Source: the annotation of a GenBank genome assembly